AAACACUCCAGAGUAGCCAGAGAAGUGAAAGAGGCGGAUCAACAGGCAGCUCAACAAUUUUGCUGCAUUCUGCGCCUCACAUUCAGACUUGAGGAAAGUCUGCGAGGACCGGAAAUGACUUUGACUUCUUAUCAAUCACGAUGCCUCACUGUCAUGUGGAUGUACUUCAGCCGCCUCCUGUUGCUGAUGCACUAAACAUGGCACAGAGCCCAGGGAGGCCAUCCGCAGAGGAGUAUCUGGGACAAAGAUGAAAAUCACUUUCUGCCUGCUAGAAGAGAAACUCCUGCUAAGAUGAACCCAGAAUCUCUGGACUCGUCCAUCCAGAGUGCCCUCUCGGCCCUCUUCCCGCCUUUCGAGGCCACGGCACCCAUCGUCCUCAGUCAGCUGUUUCGCACUAUCGAGGAGCGUUACCACGGUGAUGCAUUGCAGUGCCUCCUAGAUUUCCUUAUCCCCUCCAAACACCUGUUGGAGAGUGUCCAACAAGCAGCAUGUGCUGGAUACUCUGAUGUGGUUUUCCGCUGUGAGGGCUGGCCUCUAUGUCUCCAUGACAAAACUGUCAUCCAGUUAGCACCUGUAAACCCUUUGCUUUUGCGUCCUGGAGACUUCUAUCUACAGGUGGAACCUUUCGGGGACCAAGCGGCACGCAUUGUCCUCAAAAGUCUUCUGGAAGAGGGCUGUCGAGAAGUGGAGGAGACCCCUGUGCCUGAAACGUCCUACCCCUGCAUCUUCACUGAUGGCUGGUUGCAGGACAUCAAUGAAGGGCGACAUGGAACUCCUCUCUCACGUUGCUUGCUUUGCACAGAUCAAGGAGUAAUCAAGUUGCCCUGGGCCAAAAUAGCCAUCCCAGAGUUUUUGGACAAGCCUAAGAUCAUGCCCACUCACUGGGAAGCUCCUCCUGAGCCAAAGUCGAUCUCAGUUCCCUCCCAUUUUAACUCCUCCACCCUCCCAGUGGGAGCCAUUAUUAUUCCAGCAAAAGACAGGCUGUCAGCGUCUGUGAGAACCGUGGACUGUUCUUCCAAACUUGUCAAAAUGAAGCAUGAAAGACAAAUGCCCAAAUCAUGCUCCAAACCUUUAAUCAAACCCGUGGGUUGGGUUUCUCCUAAUACCUGGGACAGUCGUAACUAUGGGGAGAUUGAAGGUGACUAUGUAGACCUGGUGGAUAUUGCCAAAGGGAAGGUCUCUGUGCAUAAGCAGAGAGACAGCCAUCCAAAUCCUCCCAAUUCAGCUUUGUUCAAACCUGUCAGACCACCUCCACCUAUACCACUUGGGCCCAGUGUUCCCUGUGGACGCACCCUUCAGUAUGCAGAGGAGCCUUGUAUGCCGUGCAGCCAGAGAAAGCUGGGACAGGAGCUCACUGAUCAAGACUUGAAGUGUCGGUACAGAGACUCUUACCUUGCUGCACUGAGAAACCCUGUCACGUUUGAGAGAGGGAGUAGAGACCUACUAUCUGCUCUGGAGGAGGUCGGCCUUUGUGCAGAGGGAGAGUUAAGAUCCAAGGGUACAUAUGAAGCUCCAACAGCGCCAAUAGAUGAACUUGGAAGCAUUUCUAACCACUCUAAAGAGGCUGUGAUACGUCACGACCUCUGCCAGUACAAACCUUGCUGUGAACCAACACCCGGAAACUUUGUGUCUCACCGGAAAGACCUUCCUACAAGUUCUGCCUCCGAAAACCUUAUGAAGGAAUCACCUACAAUUCUAAAAUCAACCCCUGGUUUAAGCCAGAGUCAAAGAGUUCAGACAAAACUUAUUUCCCAACAAUUAGGACAUAACGCUAAUGUGCAACCAGGAUCAGAUGUGUUCUUGGAGGCCCGUGAGGGCGACAUGAAACCGCAGCAGAAGGUGGAAGUCCUAAAACCAUCCGGGAAACACAAAGUCAAGCUGAGGUCUCUGUCUACGGUGUCAGAGACACCUAAAGGGAGUCCGCUUCUCUACAAACUCAACAACAGGAGCCAAAGUGAUGUUUGCCCUGAAACAAUCUCCAGUAUAAUCCAGUGUAAGAAAGGUGAACUGUUGGAUCAGGUCAUCCCGAAGCAGGAAAGACUGGCUGUCAUGUGUCCGAAAAAAGACUCCCAUUCAGGUAAGAGUGAAACCUAUACGCCCACAGAUGGAGCAGACUCCAGACUCCACAACUCAAAGACAGAAAAGCCGUCUUCUCCGCUAGUCCGGCUUCCUUCUGCCAGUUCUGACACUCCUCCGUCUCCACAAUCAGAGGAAUCCAGUUUCAGAAGCAUCAGUGGUCUGCUUGAAUCGGCCAUUAUUUGUUUGCCAGGCAGCAGGGACAGGACGGGCAGAGCAGUUGUGGAGGUUCAUGGUGACAGAAAAGGGUGGACGUCCCCACUCGUAUCAACUCAGACUGUGUGCAAGUUGCUGCUCUAUCUACACUCCAUACCAAGGAAAGAUGUUCGAGAGCUGGGAAUGACUUUGGUGGUCAAUGCCAGGAAGAAGCCUCCUCCGCUCCACCUCUACAAAGCUCUGCUCAUGGCACAGGAACAAGCUCUUCACACUGUGCACAGUAUCGUGAUACUGAUGGAUAAAGACACUUGUCCACGUCCUGAAAAACAACCUGGGCUGCAGAUGGACAUGGUGACGUCCAUGAAAGCCCUAAACAAGACAGUUGAAGCUUCCCAGCUGACCUCUGACCUGGGUGGUACCUUUACUUACAGCCAUUCAGACUGGAUGCAGUUCCAUCAGAAAUUGGUCUCCUUUAUGACCGACUUGCGAGAGGCUGACCGUUUGUUGCAGAAGGCCAUCAGGAAAGUGGAUGGCAGCAAAAAGGCAGACACUGCCCAGGAUGUGCAGCAAUGCAUUCAGGAACAGAAGGCUUCAAUGAAGGAAGUGCUGGAGGACACUCGACUGGUCACUCUGCAAAGAGAAGGGGGGGCCGCGCUGGCCAGGAUGAGGAGAGAGGAGUUCAGAUUUCCACAGUCUGAAGACUACAGAGAUGGUCUGGAGUCAGUAACAAGUCUGUACAACCAGGUGGAGGAGAAGCUCCACACGUUGGUGAUGAGAUCGAAUGAGUCACUGCAGCAACUGGAGUUUCUCUUCAGGCUCAGAGAGACGGAGGCCAAAAUCAGCACGGCUGGGACCUGGUUCAAUACAGAAGGUGAACAGAGACUGGCGGACUCUUACACCACAGAUGAUACCCUGGUGUGCACUGAAAAGGCUUUGCAGCACUUUGAGCAGUUUCUCACCCAGUCUAAGGAAAAACAUCAGUUUGCCUUGACACUGGUGACGGAGGCAGAGGGACUUGUUGGCACCAGCGACUCCAGUCCUGCAACAGAUGUUUUUCGUACUCUGAUCGGUACUUUCAAAUCCAAUAUGGAUGGUAUUAUGUUGCGGGCAGAAAAGAGGUACAAAGAACUGGACACACUGGUGCACGUGUACCGCUUCUGUUAUCAGGCAUCUGCUCUGGCCAAGGAAUGCAGUCAUUUUUUGGAGCAGGUAGAGCCGGGGUGUUACUCAGCUCAGACCCUAAACACACUCCAGAUGUAUGAAAAGAGAUUAGGUGGGGAAUUCUCCACCGUGCACUUCCAGGCUCUGAAAGUAAAGGCCUGUGGUGUGGGGUCUGGGGCCUCUGGGGUGAUAGAGGUGUGGAAUGCAACCUGGGUCCAGUGCCAAGAAGUCAGGCAGCGUCUUGAGGAGACGCAGAAGAAGACAGGAGUAGAUAAGCACCAAAUCCAGCAGACCACAGCUGCAAACUCUCAAAUGGAAAAUGGGGGAACGGAGAAGGAGGGGGAGGAUGAACGCCCCUUGACAAAGCAGCCAACCUCUCCUAAAGAGGAUGUCAAAAUCUCAGAAAAUGCAAGAGAAUCCACAAAUUCUGCGUGUCUCAGCCAUCAUUUAAAACCGGACAUGAAAGGAGAUGAGAGAGGGGAACCCCGAGCUCAGAGAUCACCUGAUGCAACAGUUGACAAUGAGAAAAUGUCUCCCCUAAAUGUUCCGCAAAACAUUGACCAUCAUCCGGAGACCAGACGGAGGCCGCGCGAGCACCACAGUGAAGCAGACCUGAGGAUCACAGAGUGUACCGAAGUGUGCGAUGAUUUUCCUUUGCAUAAAGGCUUGGGUCGAUCCUUGAGCGAGGGAUCAUAUGUUAGCGCUCAUUUGACGAGCAUCUCCGGCUUUUCCCCUUUGGAUGUGAGGCACAAACACUGUCAGAGCAGGUUGCAGCCACUCGAAAAAAAUCUGCAACCUUUCCAAAAUCUGCCCAUUUCCCAUGACGGGAGUUUACAGUCAGGAAACUUGAGCUGCAAGUCACUAAGAGACAGUAAUGAAGUGGACAGAGGAGGAUGCACAGUCUCCACCCACAGCCCCAAAGAAUUAAGGACCCCAGAGACAUUACUCACCCCAACAGAAAACAAUGGCAGCAGUGUUUUGAAACUGCAGAAGAUAAUGGAGGAGCUGCUGUCCACAGAGAGGGAGUAUGUGAAGGCUCUGGGGUAUGUCCGAGAACACUACUUCCCCGAGCUGGAGAGGGCCGACGUCCCUCAGGACCUUAGGGGCCAGAGGGGGAGCAUCUUCGGUAACUUAGAAAAACUCCACGACUUCCACCAACAUCAUUUCAUGAGUGAGCUGGAGAGCUGCGUGAAUGAACCCUUCAGAGUGGGACGCUGCUUCCUACGACACAGAGAGAGCUUUGCUUUGUAUGCCCUUUACAGCAAGAACAAACCGCAGUCUGACAGUCUUCUCAUCAACCACGGGCAGGUUUUCUUCAAGCAAAAACAGCUGAGGCUCGGGGAUAAAAUGGACCUGUGGUCGUACCUUCUGAAGCCUGUGCAGCGCAUCAGUAAAUAUAGCCUGCUGCUGCAGGACAUGUUAAGAGAGUGUGGUCCGGGACAAACCAGAGAGAUGGCUGAGGUCAAGGCUGCCCUGGAGAUCAUCCAUUUCCAGCUGCGCCAUGGCAACAACCUGCUGGCCAUGGAUGCCAUCCACAACUGUGACGUUAAUCUGAAGGAGCAGGGGCAGUUGAUUCGCCAAGAUGAGUUCCUCGUAACAUUGAGGAAAAAGAAAUGUUUCCGACACAUCUUCCUCUUUCAAGAGCUCAUCCUCUUUAGCAAGACUCGGAAGACUGACGUAGGGAAUGACACAUAUAUCUACAAGCAGUCUUUCAAGACAUCAGACAUAGGCAUGACCCAAAACAGCGGUGACAGUGGCCUGUGUUUUGAGAUCUGGUUCAGGAAGAGGAAAACCCAGGACACUUACGUGCUGCAGGCAGUGAGCCGGGAGGUGAAGGAGGCUUGGACCAAGGACCUGGAGCGGAUCCUCUGGGAGCAGGCAGUACACAACAGAGACGUCCGUAUGCAGGAGAGAGUGUUUAUGGGGAUUGGAAACAAGCCUUUCAUGGACAUCCAGCCGAGUGAGGCAGCGAUCAGUGACAGAGCUGUCAACUAUGUACUGAUGGGGAGAGUCUCUGCAGAGAGCAAGGUGCUGUCUUCUGCGGGAUCAUGUGGGUCACAGGACGGGCUCUCAGGGGGGCGGCCGACAUCUGUCGGCUCAGGAAGCAGUUCAUCUUCCUCCUCUUCCUCUGGAGGGAGUACUGUGUCCCAUAUGGGUUACCGGUGUGGACCAAAGCGGAGGGCGGUUGUGGGGCUGCUUGCAGGAUACGUACCCCUGGAGGAGGACGACCUGGACCAUGAGAGUGGAAGUCAGCAUUUACUACUGGACAGCUCUGAGUCGUCAGGAGAGAGCGUAAGCGGCUUCAGCAGCUGCAGUCACGGCUACCACUCUGCCGCCGGAGGAGAGGUGGAGGACGCCUCCUCUGUCUGCGCCUCUGUAGUCACCGUUAAGGAGGCUGUGGUUGGCCGUGGAACUGAAGCUCCUGCAGAUUUCCACAAACCAAAUGCUCUGGCGGGAUCCCCAGACAAAACCCAACCACCAGUUGCACCAAAGCCCAAACCACAGCACCAGGCCAAGGAUCUCCCCUGUGGCAAGGAGACGGUUCAGAACACUAGUGUUGGGAAAUCCACUGAGGUUUGACCUGUGACAGAUGGUACAAGAUCUGAAAGUAAACCAACAAAAGCCAAGACGAGGCCGCUAAUGUCGUAGCAUAGAAGAAUAUAAUGUGUUACAGUAAUCCAUUACCACUAUGUAAAUACAUCUUUUUAAUCUCACCACAUACAGAACGUCUAUAAACGUUCUGUAUCCUGAACAUGAGCAGUGACACUUUUUGAAAUACAUACUGUACCUGACAUGGCUUUGCAUUGUGUGUUGUAAAUCAGCUUCAUAGUUCAUUCAGAAGAUCAUAGAGUUGCUACAGUCUUUGUGUCUGUGCUUAUGUCAUUCAUAAUAAAAUGCUAAACUAUACUGUAGUUUAAAAAACGUGGCUCGAUCAUUGAGGUGAAAUAAAAAAAACAGCACAUAAAGUCCUCCUUUAUAUCUACAGUAAAAUGUAUUGUCUUUUGUACAGUUUUAUAUAAACACAUUCACUCCGUCUUCUUUUCUUGAUUAACUGUUUUGUAUAAACGUGUAUCUUACUGCUGUGAAGAUAUUGAUCUGUGUAACAGCUGUAUGGCUUUCUAAUGAAGUAUGGAAUAUUUGCAGUUAUGAUGUGUGCUUGCUUUUGUACUGUAUGUGUUUUUACUUGCAAUAAACUUGACUGAACAUUCUAAACAUCAA
Molecule: messenger RNA, 6612 nt
Organism: Scophthalmus maximus (turbot)
Lineage: Eukaryota; Metazoa; Chordata; Actinopteri; Pleuronectiformes; Scophthalmidae
Exons: 24
Coding region: 292-5973 (1893 amino acids)
Molecular function (GO): guanyl-nucleotide exchange factor activity
Source: RefSeq, a predicted model, not a curated record